AGGAAGAGCAGGCUCAAUUUUCCAAUUACUAUGUUUUACUUUAUGGUAUCAGAGCCUCCGUUAGCAGCCUAGUGAAAUAACUUCUCCUUCUCCUCAAAACCAAACUUACGUUCUUAACCCAAGUGAUAAUCCUGGAACCGUUAUUACACAUGUAGUUCUAAAGGGCUAUAAUUAUGAAGAAUGGGCCAGAGGAUUUAGAAUUUCCCUGCGUGCCAAACGAAAGCUGAUGUUCAUAGAUGGCUCUCUGAAGCAAGCAGUCGAGGGUUCUCCCGAAACUAAGGACUGGUGGACAAUAAACUCCAUGGUUGUUGCAUGGAUAUUCAAUACAAUUGAUGCUUCUCUUAGAACUUCGAUUUCGUAUCGGGAUGUCGCUUGCGAUCUGUGGAAAGACAUUAAAGAACGGUUUUCUGUCGGCAAUGGGGUCAAAACUUAUCAAAUCAAGACUGAACUGUCUGAUUGCAAACAGAAAACCGGUGAGACGAUCAUGAGCUAUCUCGGUCGGUUGAAAAAGUUGUGGGAUGAUAUGAAUGAUUUUGACGUUUUGCCCGUAUGCAUUUGUACUGGUUGCAAAUGUGAUUUAACCACGAAGCUUUGCCAGAGACGUGAUGGAGAUAAAGUACGAGACUUUCUGAUGGGGCUUGAUUCCUUUUAUGCCUCCGUCAGGUCCAGCCUAUUAGGCAUUGACCCUCUGCCUUCUCUGAAUGUCGUGUAUGCACGACUAAUCCAGGAAGAAGAGGUGUGUACUAUUAUUGGUGGUCAUGUGUACUAUUAUCGGGGGGGAACACGACCACCGAGCAGCUCCACGACUUGCACUUUCUGUUCAAAGCCAGGACAUACUGAAGACCGGUGCUUUGCUAAGCAUGGCUAUCCAGAAGGAUGGUUGGAGCGUCGACGCAAUACACACAAGUCACGUGGGCCCUCCAGUAGCGCUUCCGGAGGAUUCACCGCCACCUCUUCGGGACAGCAACCCAAAGCAAAUGUCGUUCAAGCCGGCAAUAUUACUACUGAUCUUAACGAGCUUCGAUUGAAUGGACCAAGUAUCGAGGAUCAAGAUUGGUGUGGGUGAGCAGCAUGGGGGGCUGUUCUACUUAGCGAUGGGGGAACGAGUGCGUAUCAAUAAGGCAACACAGUUGGAUGUUGGAGACUUGUUGCAUGCGCGUCUGGGACAUUCCUCGUCGCAAAUUAUGAAAUUGUUACCUCAAGUUAGUGAUCAUUUUGACAGAAGUAAUAAUAAGCCAUGUGAUAUUUGUUAUCGUGCUAAGCAGACUCGUUUGAAUUUUCCUUUGAGUAAUAAUGGAGCUGCCAAUUUAUUUGAUUU
This is a messenger RNA of Cuscuta europaea, 1318 nucleotides long. The record is from the annotation of a GenBank genome assembly. NCBI's taxonomy places the organism in Eukaryota, Viridiplantae, Streptophyta, Magnoliopsida, Solanales, Convolvulaceae.